UCCAUCCUUCUGCAGCUGCUGUAGGCAGAUCCGUCAUGUGGGCACUGACAGCCCUUCUGCUCCUGGUUCCAAGCAGUGGGCAAGCUGCUACUCUGGAGAAGCCCAUAUUGUCUCUACACCCACCUUGGACCACAAUCUUCAAGGGGGAACGGGUAACCUUGAGGUGUGAUGGAUAUCAUCCUCUACUUCUGGAGCUCCGGCCCAUCAACACUCUCUGGUAUUUGGGCCACCUACUCUUGCCUUCUCAUAAGAAGAGCAUCGAGGUACAGACUCCAGGGGUAUAUCGAUGCCAGACACGGGGAGCACCCGUCAGUGACCCCAUCCACCUCUCUGUAUCCAAUGACUGGCUGAUCCUACAAGUGCCCUAUGCUGCGGUGUUCGAGGGCGAGCCGCUGGUCAUGCGCUGCCGUGGUUGGUACGACAAGGUGGUCUACAAGCUUCACUACUACCACGACGACCAGGCCGUGCGCUACUUUCACUCCAGCGCCAACUACACGGUGUUGCAGGCGCGCGCCAGCGACAGCGGACGCUACCAGUGCUCUGGCACCAUGCGCAUCCCAGUGGAGAGCGCGCCCAUGUUUUCCUCCAAGGUGGCUGUGACUGUACAAGAGCUGUUCCAGGCACCGGUGCUGAGGGUGAUGGGUUUGGAGGGGACCCACGGCGUGGUGGUCCUGCGCUGCGAGACGCGCCUGCACCCGCAGAAGCGCGACACGCCGCUGCAUUUCGCCUUCUACAAGUACAGUCGCGCCGUGCGCCGCUUCGACUGGGGCGCCGAGUACACGGUCCUGGAGCCCGAGCUCGAAGAGCUCGAAUCGUAUUGGUGCGAGGCGGCUACUGCCACCCGCAGUGUCCGGAAACGCAGCCCGUGGCUGCAGCUUCCGGGGCGCGGCUCUGCCCUGGACCUGAUCUCCACCACCGCCCCGGCCCCGCGGGCAGCAGCCUUGGCACCGGGUAAUAUGCCGCUUUCCUUCAGAAAGCCCCCUGUGUCCAGAUCGGUCCCUUCGGUCACCUCCGUCCGGAACACCACCUCCGUGGGACUGCAGUUCCCGGCGGGCGGCGCCCCCACGGCUGGGCCACCAGCCUGCGCUCUGCCCAUGAUCUUGGAACAGUCGCCUAGAGCCCUGAAACCAGACGUGGACCUUCUGCUCCGAGAAAUGCAGCUGCUCAAAGGCCUUCUGAGCCGGGUGGUCCUGGAAUUAAAGGAGCCACAGGCUCUCCCGGAGCUCAGGGGAACACCCGAGACCCCCACUUCCCACUUUGCCGUGAGCCCAGGAACUCCAGAGACCAGUCCUGUGGAAAGCUGAAAGGGCAGCUACCGUCCCCUCUUCAGGGUCAUUCCUCCCUGAUCUCUCCGGUUUUCCCUCACGUGGAGACCUGUCAAAGCCAUCUUUGUUUGCUUCCCUUUGUUUUGCUGUGGUUUUUAAAGAAGGGCCCAUGAAGUGUGGUGGCUGACGAUUUUGACCUCACACAGCAGUUUGUAACCACAAGCAUUCUCUCGGAUCUCUUCCUUCUCCUCAUAGAAUUCAGUGAGGAAGUAGAAACCUGUUAUUUACUACUGUGCAGUUUACCUUUGGAAGGGAAUUUAGUCAUCCCUAGCUCUUCAUAUAAGCCUUGCCCAGCAUGGGCAAUUUUUUUGGCACUUAAGUUCCUUGAGGGAACUAAGCACUUGAGAACAUUUUAGACUCAAGUUGUAAUUAUUAUAAUGAAUUUUCUGUCUGUUAAUAUUAAAAAGACUUUCAGUUCUAUUACUAAUGAGUUUAUAUCCUCAAAGUCCUGGGUUCCAUUUA
Molecule: messenger RNA, 1787 nt
Organism: Lemur catta (Ring-tailed lemur)
Lineage: Eukaryota; Metazoa; Chordata; Mammalia; Primates; Lemuridae
Gene: FCRLB
Product: Fc receptor like B
Exons: 6
Coding region: 36-1304 (422 amino acids)
Biological process (GO): cell surface receptor signaling pathway; negative regulation of immune response
Molecular function (GO): transmembrane signaling receptor activity
Source: RefSeq, a predicted model, not a curated record